Messenger RNA from Schistocerca nitens (vagrant locust), 3763 nucleotides. Its product is annotated as serine/threonine-protein kinase PLK1-like. The record is from RefSeq and is a predicted model, not a curated record. Gene Ontology annotation, cellular component: nucleus; cytoplasm; spindle pole. The coding region runs from base 121 to 2286 and encodes 721 amino acids. The transcript has 11 exons. Gene Ontology annotation, molecular function: ATP binding; protein binding; protein serine/threonine kinase activity. Gene Ontology annotation, biological process: mitotic cell cycle; regulation of cytokinesis; protein phosphorylation. Lineage: Eukaryota; Metazoa; Arthropoda; Insecta; Orthoptera; Acrididae.
GAAACGUCAGUUCAAGUUCAGGCGGCGUCUGCGCCGGUCACAGCCGAGCGACCGGCAUGCGCCUCGUCCCGACUUAGCUGCUACUCAUUCGUAACGACGACUCCACCGAAAGCGCGCACCAUGAGCCUCGCGAUCGAGAAGCACGACAACGCGUUCAAAGGCCUCAACAGUGCCUUGCUAUUGGCAUGUGAGGCCGAACCAGAAGCAUAUAACAACAACGACUCGCUGGACUCCGGCAUCGCUGGCAUCAAAGACCCGCACAGCUACAGCGGCCGCAACAAUGAUGCAGAGGCGCCCGUCGCGGAGUAUAUUGUCGAUCCCACCACUCGUACGACUUAUCUAAAGGGCAAAUUCCUCGGAAAGGGUGGCUUCGCACGUGUCCACGAGCUGAUGGACCUAACGACGGAUACAGUGUACGCUGGCAAGAUCAUCCCGAAGAACAGGAUCACCAAGCGACACCAUAUCCACAAGAUCGCACGAGAGAUUUUUAUACAUAGAGGUCUGGUGCACAAACAUGUUGUUCGGCUGCAUCAUUUCUUCGAGGAUGCUCUCAAUGCAUAUAUAAUUCUGGAGAACUGUCCCCGAAAGUCACUGGUGCAUGUCCUGAAACACAGGUGGACAAUCACGGAGCCAGAAGUUCGAUAUUACUUAAGUCAGCUUGUGUCUGGUGUUCAGUACAUUCACAGUCAGAAUGUAAUCCACAGAGACCUGAAACCUGGUAACAUGUUCCUCAGUGAAAGUAUGGUGGUGAAGUUAGGUGACUUUGGACUUGCUAUGCAAAUUGAUGGUGACAAAAGAGUCUCUAUAUGUGGCACCCCAAAUUAUAUCGCUCCAGAAGUUCUGAACAAGCUCAGCUAUAGCUUUGAAGCCGAUGUGUGGGCUAUAGGCUGCAUAAUGUUUGCUAUGCUAGUUGGGCAGCCUCCCUUUGAAACAGCAACACUGAAAGACACGUAUGCAAGGAUUGUAAGUAACAAGUACACACUUCCACCCUGUGUAUCAGAAACUGCAUGUUCCUUGAUACGAGUGUUGCUGCAGCCACUUCCAGAGGAUCGUCCAAAACUGGAGGACAUAUGUAAACAUGAAUUCUUUACAAGUGGUUAUACUCCAGAAACAUUGUCUCCAUCUUGCUGUUACACAGUUCCAAACUUUCCCAAUGUAGUAACUGACAGGUCAACAGUCCAGUUGCAACCUAGAAUUGCUAAUCCCAAACAUGUGGAAGAUCAACACACAAAAGAUAGACUUAAAAACCAGACACACAGAGUUGCACAACAGUUCAAGCCCAGAGCUCCAAACCCAACAUUGCAAGAGGAGCCACAAUUAAAGGCCAGAGUCAAUGGGCUAUUGCGAAAGGAAGACAAAGGACUAAACUUUUCGCAGAGAAGUGAACCAAAGCCUCCAAUGAAGAAAAAAUCUAUGCUUAAACUACAGUCAGCACCAAAGAGUCCUGACCUAAGUGAAAAGAAAGAAAAAUCUGUAACAAGAGAAAGUGGAUCAAGUGUGGGCUGCAUGCCAACUCCAAGCCGUAAGGAACUACGUGCAGCUUCAUCUCUGAAACAAAUGAUUAGCAGUGUGCUUUGUCCCGAUAAGCUAAGUCUGUGCCGUAAGCGUGUGUGUAAUGCUGUUACCCUCUAUAGAUUUCUUACUGAAUGUUUCAACAGCAUGCCAACAGAUGGUGGAAAAGCUAAUCCUCACCCAGUAAAUUGCAGACCUCUCUUUGUAUCCAAGUGGAUUGAUUAUUCAAAUAAAUAUGGCUUCGGUUUUCAGUUGUCAGAUAAAUCUGUUGGUGUGCUUUUUAAUGAUAGCACACGAAUUAGUUUCAAUGCCGACAGAAGUCGUGUGGAAUUUCAUGAUGCAAAUGGGAAAAUUACAGCACAUCCGAUACAUUCUGUGCCAGCUGCACUGCAGGAACGCUUAACUGUUCUGCGUUACUUCAGUCACUACAUGGAUGAGCAUUUAACAGAGGGUGGUGACGGAAUGCGUACAACAAGUCGUCGCAGGUUGCCUGUUCCACAUAUGCGUCGCUGGGUUCGCACAAAUGCAGUCAUAAUAAUGGAGCUCUGCAAUGGCACUAUUCAGAUUAAUUUCUUCAAGAAUCACACAAAACUGAUACUGUCAGACUGGAAACAGGGGCUGCUUGUAACGUACAUCAACAGUGAACGUCAGAGUGUGUCAUACUGGCUGCAUGAAAUUGAACUUGUUGGUUGUGACAGUGACAUUCUCGACAGACUGAAAAUAGCAGCAGCAAUUUUGCGAGAAUUUGCUGAACUUGAUGGAGAGGUUGUGUAACUGUUUAAUGUUAACAAAUGUAGUUUCUGUGAUUAUGUGAGAUUUAAAAACUGUUAUGAGCAGUUUUACAUUAUUGAUGUUGAUUGGUUUUUACUACAUAAUAAUAAGCUGUUGUAGUUGUGUGUGUGACAGUGGUGGAGUGAAAGAGGGAGAAGAGUGUAAAUUUUUUGCAAAAUAGUUUUCCUUUCAGUAGUUUCUUGUUUGUUUGAAGUAUAAGCUACUGAUGUAAAGGAAAGGAAGAUGAAUGAUCUGCAUUUCAACAAUUUUCAGUAUAAUUAUGCUGAUAGUAAAAUAUUAUAUUUUUUAAUUAUGUUGAACUUUGUUUUCAACAAAACUUAAAAAAGAAAGAUUAAAAAAUUCUUUGAUUGGAAAGAGAGAAUUGUGAUAAAGGUGAGGAUUAAUGUAACUUGGAAGUAAAACUUGAAGUAACUCUACUUUUACACAAAACAGAGCAGUAAAAGUGAGUGUAAUUGCUAUGUUAAUUUUCUGGGAAAUAAUUACAUAUGAAUAUGUACAUAAUAUAGUUCAUUUUAGUUUUAAAUGAGAAGUUCGUUAAAGUAAAUGUCUGUGCUGUUUGGAAUUUGAAAUAUUGCUCAUGUUGGUACAAAGUUAACCAAUUUAUGUAUGUGUGUGUUUGUACAUAGUAUUUAAUUAUUUGCGAUUGACUUUAAAUACAAGAAACAGCCAGAUAUUGGACAUUAUGUGCCAUUCUUUUUUUUUAUGUUUUGUGUGUGGUGUGCGUGUAAGCUGUAAGAAUAUGAAAUGCAUAGUGUGUAAUACACUCAAGUGGAUUUCCUGAUUGAUUCUUCAGUAUGAAUAGUAAGAGAAAUUGUGUAACUGAAAUUUUCAAGAAGCAGUAUAUGUAGUAUUCUCUGUGAUAUUUAGCAACUGAAAUGUUUUGCUGUAACUUACUAUAACUCAUAUGUAGAAUGGUUUUAUCUUUCAUGAAGAUCACAUGUCAAAUUUGAAUCAUGAAAAUAUCUAAAUGUUUGGGUGCAAUUCUCUGCUUCAAAUUUUUGUUGUUUUACUCAUUAUUUUUGCUUUGGUACAUGUUGCUGCUUAUGUACAGUUAUAAAACAAAUGAAUCCGUAGAGAUAUUGCAAAUCAGUAAGCUGAAAAUGAUAUACUCUGUCUUUGAUAAUACAACUUGUUGCAACACAUUCAGCUGCAGCUUUUGUAACUCCAUGGAUAUAUAUCUUGUGCCAAUUUAAAAAUUUUGUCAUUAACAGCCUAUAUGCACAGCCAUGAUAGUAAAUUACAAUUGUACUCUGAUUGUAUGUAGUAGUUUGAGAAAGAAAAAAAAGUGCUUCAUUACAAAUAGUUAAUUACUGUGUAAAAUGAGGUGGACUGGAACUAAAAAGAUACAUGAUAAAUAACAGAUCCAAACCAAAGAUGAUUAUGAUGAUGAUGCAUUUUGUGUUCAGUUUUAAUUGCUGAUUGUAAGGUCAGCUAAACAAUUUUCUUGGUGCACAGUAAA